This is a messenger RNA of Podarcis lilfordi (Lilford's wall lizard), 333 nucleotides long. The record is from the annotation of a GenBank genome assembly. NCBI's taxonomy places the organism in Eukaryota, Metazoa, Chordata, Lepidosauria, Squamata, Lacertidae.
AUGGCCAGAAAGGGGAGGUGGCUGACGCGCUGCACUCCCCGGGCCGCCGCCGCCGCCGCCUGUCCUGCCUGUGCAUCUCGCUCCACCCCGUCGCCGCCGCCGCUACGGCCGCGCACUUUCCUCCCCGGAGCCCGCGCUGCCGCCGCCGCCGCCACAGCCCUCGCGGAGGAAAAGAGGCACCGGGACGCCGCCGCCCGGGGCAAGGCGCGGGGCCGAGACGGCUGCGCGAGGAACCUGGACGGCGCUCCUCCUCCUCCUCCCUCUCCAUCCCCCGCCUUUCUCCUUCUCCUUUCUGUUUUGGCGGGCGGGCGGGCGGGAGUCUCCCUGCCAUGA